This is a messenger RNA of Nicotiana attenuata, 768 nucleotides long. RefSeq lists its product as uncharacterized. The transcript has 2 exons. The record is from RefSeq and is a predicted model, not a curated record. Bases 1 to 768 code for a protein of 255 amino acids. Lineage: Eukaryota; Viridiplantae; Streptophyta; Magnoliopsida; Solanales; Solanaceae.
AUGGUCGCGGCAGCAGUUUUCGGUCGGCGAAUAGAUUCGUCGCCGAUAGGAGAAUUGAUUGCGGCCGGAAUAACAGGUCAUUGCAAGACAAGGAUACAUUGGCGUGGUGGAGCUAGUAUCGGCAGUGAAAAAUAUCAAAGGACCAACGGUCACCAGACAAGGGACUGUCGGCAUUUGCGUGAAGAGGUAGCAAUAUUGCUAAAGAAUGGUCAUCUCAGAGAAUGUUUAAGUCACCGGGCUAAAAACAACUACGGUCGCAAUCUUGAUAAUGUGGAACCUUCAAAAUCAGGAGAAGAUCCCCUACGCAUGACGAUCAACAUGAUUUUCGGGGGGAACGAGAUUAACGGGGUUACAUUCUCGAUAGUAAAAAAGAUGAAGGUGUCAAUGACACACGGUAAGAGACUCCAAAAAGUCGUUGAAGACGACAUUACUUUCACGGAGGAAGACGCAGAUGGAUUGUUGCUACCGCACAAUGAUGCAUUGGUAAUUUCCUUAAAUGUCUUAGAUUUUCAAAUUAAACGUGUUCUGGUGGACCCAAUAAGCUUAGCCAACAUUAUACAAUGGAGGGUGUUGGAGCAAGCCAAGCUCACCAGAAGCAUUAUUUCGGCCACAAAGAUCCUCGCCGGGUUCAACCUAGCAAGUGUGACAACCCGAGAGGAGAUCUUGUUACCUACGAAUGCUGAGGCAGUGAUGAAGACGUCUCUUUUCGAGGUGGUGGAGCGCGGCAUGGGCUAUAAUAUUAUCAUGGGUAUAUCGUGGUUGCACUAG